Cuscuta europaea is the source of this 1531-nucleotide messenger RNA. NCBI's taxonomy places the organism in Eukaryota, Viridiplantae, Streptophyta, Magnoliopsida, Solanales, Convolvulaceae. The record is from the annotation of a GenBank genome assembly.
GUUUAAUUGCAUGAAUGCCGUUUAAUUUGUGUUUGAAUAAUUUAAUUGAUAUCUUUUGUAACCUGGAAUCGCGGCUAGAAUUACAAUUGCUUAUAGAAUAAAUUAAGAGAGAUCUAGUUUAUUCUAGGACAUAUUCACACAUACUUAAUCGUUCGCUAAGAGAUUAGUAGCGAUUAAGGGACCGUAAGCUCGCUUGUCUUGGCAAUAAUUUAGGAUCAUGUCGCAUGAGAGAUCAGCCCGGUCCCCUAAAUUAUUGUACUCUACGCCGCGAGAGCGGUAAGAACUUAGUAAUGAUUAGCUAGACUCAAUUGAAUUAAUUUCAUGUAAUUAGGCCUGAUCUGCCAGAAAUCUGGUUACCCCGCAAUCAAUCCUUAUUCCCUUCGUCAUUAAUUAGAAAGAACAUCCUAGUUUAAUCAUUUUAUUCGCAUUUUUAUUUUCCAGCAACCAAUCUCGCAUGACGCAUUUUUAUUUAUUUCUUUUUAAUCGCUGAAUUUAGUUAAUCUUUGAUUCCCUUUUAUCCGUCCCUAUGGAGACGAUACUCGUACUUACACCACUAUAUUACAAUCUAUUUUAAGUGCAAAAAAACUCACAUCAGUUUUUGGCGCAGUUGUCGGGGACAGUGUCGGUUUUAAGGGUUAAUUAAUUUCAGCGAGAUUUUUUUUAGUUAGUUUUCUUUUUUGUUCUUCGCAGUAUUUUUAUGUGCUAACCUUUUCAGGUUUUUUUUCCUAAGAGGCAUGAGAUGAACCCAUUCAGCCAAAUUCCUGGAGGAAUUCGUUACCCUCAAACCUCCAUGGGAUAUUCACCAUUUACGCCAUAUCCUCCUUACACUCCUCAACUUUACGCACCUCAUCAAAAUUACUCUCCCAUUCAACAAAAUAUUCAGUCUUACUAUUCAUACUCUCCAACCAUGCAACCUAGUCUGUCUAAGAAUAAUUUUUGUUCCUUCUGUGGAGGAUGCCACCAUAUAUCUUUUUGCCCCGUUAAACGUGCUUAUGACCAUUCUUACUGGACAACUGCAUACCUGAUAGAUUAUAUAUCUAGAGAGAAGUGAGAGCUAGAGAGAGAAGUGCAGUAAUUUCCUUGCAAUAAAUGAAUUGUCAACCCCUACAACUACUCCUAGAGGAAGUAUUUAUAGGGAAAAUACGGGCUGGACUCCCAUGCCUUGGGCUUGGGAGGCCCAUUUACAACAGGGCCUCUAAUGGGCCGAAUACAAAGUGUACAGAAAUGACUAAGUACAAAAUCCUGUUCUAGAGGUUAUCUAUGGCCGACGAGGGCAUGGCCGAUGAGGUCAUGGCCGAUGAAGACCCGGCCGACGAGGUCACCCGGUUCUCCUGGCUUCUGGAUCAUAUUCUGAGUAGACUUCUUUCUGGCCAAUGGAGGUCAUGCGGCCGACGAGGGUCCCACCAGGUGUUCAUGGUACCUUCUGUUCUUCUGAGUAUGCGGGUCCUGGGGCCUAGACCCAUAUACUCCAUCAGGAGUCCCCCACUCUCUAAGCUGAGACGUUGACGAAGUGAAGGAGAGUAGAUUUCUG